AGAGAGCGUACAAGAUGGCGGCGCCCAUGGAGCUGUUCUGCUGGUCAGGGGGCUGGGGAUUGCCGUCGGUGGACCUGGAUAGUCUGGCCGUGCUGACCUAUACCAGAUUUACAGGCGCCCCACUGAAGAUACACAAGACCAGCAAUCCUUGGCAGAGCCCUUCAGGUAUCCCUGAGGGACAGGAAUGUGCCAGGGGAGGAGCAGGGGACAGGAAUGCAAUGCAAAUGAGUAUGACUAGGCAAGCUGGACCCUGUGAGUAUACUUCUUUCUCAAUAUCAGGAACUCUGCCUGCUCUUCGAACCAGUGAUGGGAAAGUCAUUACAGUGCCACACAAGAUCAUCACCCAUCUUCGUAAAGAGAAGUAUAAUGCCGACUACGAUCUGUCAGCUCGCCAAGGAGCAGAUACCCUAGCCUUCAUGUCUCUGCUGGAGGAGAAACUACUGCCUGUGCUAAUCCAUACUUUUUGGAUAGACGCCAAGAACUAUGUGGAAGUGACCCGAAAGUGGUAUGCAGAGGCUAUGCCCUUUCCCCUCAACUUCUUCCUGCCCGGCCGCAUGCAGCGCCAGUACAUGGAGCGGCUACAGCUGCUGUGUGGCGAGCACAAAUCAGAGAACGAGGAGGAACUAGAAAAAGAGCUAUACCAAGAGGCUCGGGAGUGCCUAACCCUUCUCUCUCAGCGUCUGGGCUCUCAGAAGUUCUUCUUUGGGGAUGCCCCUGCCUCCCUGGACGCCUUUGUUUUUAGCCAUUUGGCCCUGCUGCUGCAGGCCAAGCUGCCCAGUGGGAAGCUGCAGGCCCACCUUCGGGGGCUGCACAACCUCUGCGCCUACUGCACCCACAUCCUCAACCUCUACUUUCCCCGGGAUGGAGAUGAGGUGCCACUUCCACGCCAGACACCAGCAGCCCCUGAGACCGAGGAGGAGCCAUACCGGCGCCGGACCCAGAUUCUCUCUGUGCUGGCAGGGCUGGCAGCCAUGGUGGGCUAUGCCCUGCUCAGUGGCAUCGUUUCUAUCCAGCGGACAAGCCCUGCUCGGGCCCCAGGCACCCGGGCCUUGGGCCUGGCUGAGGAGGAUGAAGAGGACUGAUGGCGUUCCUGUUCCCAGGACUGACUUUUCUACUCGUGCAUUCCAGCUGUCCCUCGUCUCCCCAUGGUUGGAGCAGCCAAAAAUGGGGCGCUGUCCUCAGAAUAAACCUGUUUACACUAACUGGGA
Mus musculus (house mouse) is the source of this 1208-nucleotide messenger RNA. It is a transcript of the gene Mtx1, whose product is annotated as metaxin 1. Gene Ontology annotation, cellular component: mitochondrion; mitochondrial outer membrane; SAM complex. Lineage: Eukaryota; Metazoa; Chordata; Mammalia; Rodentia; Muridae. Gene Ontology annotation, biological process: mitochondrion organization. The record is from RefSeq and is marked validated. The transcript has 7 exons. Bases 15 to 1082 code for a protein of 355 amino acids.